GUUAAAUCACUUUUUAGUUGAUCAAAAGUAAUCAAACAUCAAAGUUAAUCAAAUUAAAUUUAAUCAACCAUUGAUUUUGUGAGUUUCCAACUUAAACCAAGUCACAAUGAGAGUACCAAUUAUCUUAGUUUUGAUAAUCAGUUUUAAUUUAUUUCUUCAAAUUGUCUCAAUCAACGCAGAGGAUUUUGGUUCCUCAGCCGAUGAAGUUGAGGCUCGUGGAAUUUUGUCCUCUCUCGGCGGUGGACUCCAUGAGAAAUUACGGAAAUUUGUGACCACCGUCAAGGACAUUUUGCUCGGACACCACAAGAAAAUCGGUGGAUUUCAUUACCGAUUAAAAGAUUGUUUCGAAAAGAUAAUCGCUUUGGAGAAAAAGUUAUAUGGAUUAAAGGGUGAGUCCACUUCGUGUCCAGAUAUUAGUGUGUUGGUUGAUAAAGUGAAGGAAAAACUAUACGCCAACGAUUAUACCGUUAAUCCUCAUGAUGUCCAGUCGAUGGCCGGUUAUUUGCAAAGUCAUUUGAAAAGUUUGGACGCUCGAUUACAACAAGAAAACAAAUAUCUUAAUCUCGCCUACGAACACAUUAAAUACUUACAGAACUAUAAUCCCUCCGCUAAUUACCCACCUCAUCCUCCUCACCCACAACCAGCUUAUCCUCAACCACAACCUUAUGGUGUUAAUUACAUGAAACAACCUCAAGUUAAUCCAUCAAUCAAGAUGAGAGAUGGAAAUUCAAACGCCAACAUCAACAACCAAUAUUAGAAUUUCAUCAACAUUUCAUUUAGAUAACAACAAACAGCAACAACAAGAACAACAACAAUUAAAUCAGCUUCAAUUGUGAAAGAACAAGUAUUUUGUUAAUUAUUAUCAAUUAAAUAUCUUUUUUUCUAACUUAAAAAAAAAGAAUAUCAAAUUUU
Messenger RNA from Panonychus citri (citrus red mite), 912 nucleotides. RefSeq lists its product as uncharacterized. The transcript is spliced from 2 exons. Lineage: Eukaryota; Metazoa; Arthropoda; Arachnida; Trombidiformes; Tetranychidae. The coding region runs from base 107 to 757 and encodes 216 amino acids. The record is from RefSeq and is a predicted model, not a curated record.